GACGAGGAGCACGCGCGGCGCACGACCAAAAAAACCCAACAAAACAGCGCGCCAGCCACACGUUCCGGCCUCCUGGGCGCCCCAAUGGACGCGGCCGUCUCCCUGCACCACCACGGGGCGCUCCCGCUCCUCGCCUCCCUCCCGCCGCCCCACCACCACCACCGUGCGCUCCCGCUCCAGCCGAGACGCCCCUCCAUCUCCUCCUCCUCGUCCAAGGCUCCCGCAGCACGUCUAACUGUAGCCGCGCGGCCCACGUCGCCCGCGCGCUCGGCUCCCGCGGUCCCAGCCGCUGUCGCCGCUCACUCAUCCACCCGAGCCACCACGGGGUACGCGGCCGCGCUGGCCGACGCGUGCAUCCGCGCGGGCACGCUUCGCCGGGCCUCCCGCCACGCGCGCGCCCUCCUUUUCCGGCACCAGUCAUCAUCAUCGUCAUCAGAGGAGGAGGAGACCGCGGGGCGGUUGGACGCGCGGGUGGCGGCGAUGGUGAGGAUGCUCGUUGGCAAGGGCAAGGCCGGGAUGGUGGCCGAGGUCAUGGCCGAGUUCGCCGCCAUCUGCGACCAGCUCUUGCCCCUGCCCGCGCGCGCCCACGCCGACUAGUAGUUCAGUAGUGUCUGCUACUCUGCACUGUGCCUCUGCUCUAGUAUUUCUUCAGAUACACUCCAAGGUUGUUGCCUCGUUCAUCAUGCUCGUCAUGCAUGUUUGGUGCUACUGCAUUUUGUAAUUGUCCUUCUUGAUUAUAUGAAAAAAUCUUGCUUUCUA
Messenger RNA from Phragmites australis (common reed), 759 nucleotides. RefSeq lists its product as uncharacterized. The transcript has a single exon. Bases 85 to 597 code for a protein of 170 amino acids. The record is from RefSeq and is a predicted model, not a curated record. NCBI's taxonomy places the organism in Eukaryota, Viridiplantae, Streptophyta, Magnoliopsida, Poales, Poaceae.